Messenger RNA from Lottia gigantea (owl limpet), 1602 nucleotides. RefSeq lists its product as hypothetical. NCBI's taxonomy places the organism in Eukaryota, Metazoa, Mollusca, Gastropoda, Lottiidae. The transcript has 2 exons. Gene Ontology annotation, molecular function: nucleotide binding; DNA-directed DNA polymerase activity; DNA binding. Gene Ontology annotation, biological process: DNA replication. The record is from RefSeq and is a predicted model, not a curated record. The coding region runs from base 1 to 1602 and encodes 533 amino acids.
AUGAAUGUAGACAUUGUUAAAUACACCGAAGAUAAUUGGGAAUCUUUUAGACACGAAUGGGAACCUUACGCUAAAAGAGAUACGUUAUGUCUCGAAGCUUGUUUGAUCAAAUACAAUCAAGCAAUGAAAGAAGUUGUAUUUCAGAAUAUUUCCAACAAUCUAACGGCUCCUUCUUUAUCUUUAAAGGGUUGGUAUUAUUUAUAUCAUUACCAUAAAGAAAUGGUAGAAGAAGAAUGGUAUGAAACUACUAGAAUGGUUCCGAAACACACCGAAAAAGAAAAAAUAGAAAAAGUUUAUUCACAUACUCAUCCUUUUAUAAGAUAUUUUAUCAGACAAAGUAUUAAAGGAGGAAGAGUUUCUGCUAACAGAAAAUCAUUUAAAACGAAUAAAAUGAAUGAGAUUUGUAAUAUAUUAAUGGAGUAUUUAGAAAGUGACACUGAAGGAAUAAUAGAUUUAUUCAAAGAAUACAGUGCUAACCCAAAAGAUAAAACGGAAGUUCACGCUAAACUCAAAGAGCUGGACUAUUCUAAACUGAUGGCAUUUGACGUUAAUGGGUUGUACGCCUCUGCUAUGACAGAAGGUAAGAAGGAAACUGGGAGUAAAAUCAGGUUCAGAAAUGGUUUCUGUUCAGACGUUUUAACAUCAGUCGAAAUUCAAGAAAUAGUUAAAGCCGGUGGUAAAAUACUCAAGAUAUUAGAUGGUAUAGUAUACGAAGAAAAUUUUAAAACUCCACCUUAUAGAGAUUAUAUUUUAAUUUUGAAGGAAUUAAGGAAUAAAUACAAAAAGGAAGGAUAUGUGGUUGCCAGUAACUGCAUGAAGUUGUUAGAUAAUUCCUUAUAUGGUAAAUCUAGGGAUAGAAAUACCUCAUUGCAUUUAUGGAAUGAAGAAACCUUCCGCCUUAAUUACGACAAACACGUCAAGAAGUAUGACAAACUAAAUGAGACUCAAUACAUUGUUGAGAUUAAUGACGAAGAAAAAGAGUUUGUUCUUCCAAAGGAUUCUACAAGAUUAACACCCACUCAUUUAGGUACAUUUAUAUUAUCUCACAGUAAAAGAAUAAUGAACAAUUUUAUUCACGUCAUAGAUGGAUUUUAUAAGCCGGAAAUAUACUAUACCGAUACCGAUAGUUUAUACACUUCUUCUAAAAAUUGGGAUAAAUUAAAUAAAGCUGGGUUGGUGUCCGAAAAUGAUUAUUGUAAAGGAAAGAAUGAUUACGGUGAUGGUCGAAUCAUAUUUGGUUUAUAUUUAGCGCCAAAAGUUAAAUACAAUAUUAUUCUAACUUCCGAUGGUGUUUUAAAAGAAAAGAAAACGUUUAAGGGAUACUCUAAAUAUAAGAUUAAGGUAGACGAUUAUAUUCGAUUAGCUAGUGGUCACGAUGUAACGAAUGAAUUUGAUAAACCAUGGGGAAAGAGUUUUACUGAUGGAAUAGUUAUUCCUAAUGAAAAACAAACUAAAAAAUUUAGAAGUUAUUUGAAUUUAGUGAAGAGAAAAGCCGCUAAUAUUAUUUCUAAUCUAUUAAGUAAUUCUUCAUUAUUAUCGGAUAAAAAUGUUAUACCUUGUCCAGAUGCCCCAUAUCUUCGAAAUCGUCUAUAUCUUGUGUGA